AUGGACAAAGGCGAAGGAGCCACCGCAGUCACGGGUGGGGAGGGCCAGCCUGGGGUGACCGUACCAGUACUCGUCAUGAACGGGUCUUCCUCGUGGACGAUCUGCACCUGCGCCCAAAGCCGAGGACCGUGGCCUGGCAGCCUGGCACAGAGGCAGCAGAACGGAAACGGUGUCCCCCAGACCCGUCACGUACAGACCCGACAUUCCAUGACCCUGGACGGCGUCACCGUCGAGACCCUGGGGGCCAGUCCACCAAUCCCCACCAAGACUGCCAAUACGGAGAAUUCAUCAGUACCUCGUCCAUUGUCUUGUUUCAUUAUUAUGAUCAGUGACCCGCAUACAGAACCAUUGGAAUCAUUCCAUAGUCUGAAGUUCAGGCGUCGUCAACCACCAACUCCCAAUUGA
Molecule: messenger RNA, 405 nt
Organism: Penicillium canariense
Lineage: Eukaryota; Fungi; Ascomycota; Eurotiomycetes; Eurotiales; Aspergillaceae
Exons: 2
Coding region: 1-405 (134 amino acids)
Source: RefSeq, a predicted model, not a curated record